This is a messenger RNA of Saccharomyces paradoxus, 2010 nucleotides long. It is a transcript of the gene HOF1, whose product is annotated as formin-binding protein HOF1. Gene Ontology annotation, biological process: cytoskeleton organization. The record is from RefSeq and is a predicted model, not a curated record. The coding region runs from base 1 to 2010 and encodes 669 amino acids. Gene Ontology annotation, cellular component: cytoplasmic side of plasma membrane; plasma membrane; cytoplasm. Gene Ontology annotation, molecular function: protein binding; phospholipid binding. NCBI's taxonomy places the organism in Eukaryota, Fungi, Ascomycota, Saccharomycetes, Saccharomycetales, Saccharomycetaceae. The transcript has a single exon.
AUGAGCUACAGUUAUGAAGCUUGUUUUUGGGACCCAAACGACAACGGAGUGAACAUCCUCCUUGGCCACAUUUCCCAGGGAAUAAAGUCUUGUGAUUCAAUGAUACAUUUCUUCAAGCAACGUAGUGAGCUGGAAAAGGACUAUGCCAGGAGGCUUGGAGCCAUCACGGGGAAACUAGACAAAGACAUUGGAACGAACAUCGACUAUGGGAAGCUAAAUGAAACUUUCAAUGUGGUGCUCAGUGUUGAAAAAGCUCGAGCACAAUCGCAUUCCAAGCAAAGUGAGAUCCUUUUCAGACAAAUUUACACAGAUACGAAGGCAUUCGCUGCUAACUUGCAAGCAAGAUAUACUACGUUGAGUGGAAAGAUUGAGAGGUUGCGGAUGGACAAGUUCAACAAGAAAAAAGGGUGUGAAGUUUUGCAGAAGAAGGUGCAAGAUGCUCAGAUUAGAGCUAGAGACUUACAAUUGAACGAAAAUAAUAUGAUUGGAGCCAAGAGAGUAGAACAUAACAAGAGAGAACUGUUGAAAUGGGAAUCGAACUCGCAGGAGUAUAAGGUCCAACUGGACGUUCUGAAGCAGGAAUAUAAGGCUUCGCAGAAGUUUUGGAUACACGAGUGGGCGCAAUUAUCCUGCGAGCUACAAGAAAUGGAAAACACCAGAAUAUCCUUUUUACAAUCGAAGCUGCAACAAUUCGCAACUUCAUCGAUGGAAACCUGUAUUUUAGAGCAAACAAAAAUGGACAUGUUGACAACGAAUCUGAACUCAUUCACGGCAGCAGACGAAAUAUCAACGUUUUCAAAAGAAAAUGGAACCGGUAGACUGAAACAUAAGAAUUCCAAAGGUGACAUGAAUUCCAGCGCCAAUUGGGCUCAAAUGAGCAGUAUCUCCACGGCAAGUAAAAAAAGUGAAUCGUAUAUGGACAAUAUAAGGAAACUAUCCUCUCAGUUAAAGGAAACCGAAAAUAAAAGAAAACUAGCUUCUGUAGAAAAAUACGAGAAGCCAUUGCCAUCUCCGGAAGUCACCAUGGCUAGACAAUUCAGAAAUUCCACUCCCGUCAUACGUAAUGAGGCAAAAUCCGUUGUUGAGCCAACAUUAUCUUUGAGGUCUUCGCCCGUUCAAAUACAGAGCAAUGUGGAUGAGUCCACAAUAAGAGGAAAUCUUGAUCGACCAAGGCCGACGGUUCAAGAAGAACAACUUAAAUCUGAUGAGGAUUCGAAAAAUUCUGAUGGAAACUGCUUAAUGGCGCAUAAAAGAAAUCAAUCCCUCACUUCACCAUCAGAAUCAAGUUCUUCUAAUCCAACGGAUUUUAGCCAUAUCAAGAAAAGACAAAGCAUGGAAUCUAUGACCACAUCUGUAAGUUCAAUGGCCAAUAGUAUAGACGAGUCACAGAGGUUCGCAAAAUCAUGGAACUCGUCGAAUAGAAAAAGGAAAUCAAUGAGCCAUUUGCAAGUAACCUCGUCGGCCUCUUCAAGGUCGGACAAUGGGGAGAGAACUUCCAAUUCUGAACUCAAGCGUGACGAAAAUGAUUAUAGCACAAUGAGAGAUACUAGUGCAAGCACAAUUCUGUUCAAACCCCCCGUAGCAGUUAGAGGAAUAUCUAAGGGACACACGCAUAGGCAAUCUAUGAUAAUGCAGGAUUCAAGCAAUCCGAUUGAAGAUGCAUUGUAUGAAAUGGAAAGAAUCCAAAGUAGUUCUAAGACAGGUAUGAAAACAGGAAACAUCAUGAACGAGAGAGGUAUGGUAAGGGACAAUGGUAUUACUGUUACCUUGCCUAUAGUCACUAGUGAAGGCUUUCCAGUCAUUGAAUACGCCAAGGCCAUGUAUCCACUAGUUGGGAAUGAGGCACCUGGAUUAGCGAAUUUCCAUAAAGGCGAUUAUCUGCUAAUUACUGAGAUCGUUAAUAAAGACUGGUAUAAAGGAGAAGUUUAUGAUAACGACCGUAUCGAUAGGGAUCACAGGGUGGGGUUAAUUCCCUAUAAUUUUAUUCAAUUACUACAUCAGGGUCCUUGA